Mesocestoides corti is the source of this 906-nucleotide messenger RNA. NCBI's taxonomy places the organism in Eukaryota, Metazoa, Platyhelminthes, Cestoda, Cyclophyllidea, Mesocestoididae. The record is from the annotation of a GenBank genome assembly.
AUGCAGCCAACAGCCCACUACAACAACUACGCCACUAAGGGCUUCUCAACGUACAAUGACGCUGCCGCAAAACAAACUUAUCAGGACUACGCGCGCUCUACAUCCGCAUACCCUUCUGCCAACCCAUUUUUCGCUGCCGUCGCUGCAGCCGCCGCCGCUGGCUACUCACAGCAAUUUUCAUCGGGUGCUUCGAAUCCUCUCAACCUCUCCAACAUGAUUGGCUCCGGCACUACCGACGCCGCCUCCUACGCCAGUCGCUGUCAGGCGGUUUACCAGGCUGCCUAUCAAAACCAGUACUACAGCGACUAUCAUCAACAGCAUGCUAGCACAGCUAACCAGCAACGCCACCUGUCUGCCUUUCAUCCUGCCUCUGGUUGUGCAAAUCAACCGCAGCAACCAUCUCAGUAUCACCAACUUUCCGUUGCGACACAAAAUCCCACAUCACCUUCACGCCAACUGACAGCACAGUCGUCGGGGGCGGUGCCGUUGCGCAAGUCAAAGAAACGCCCUCCCUCAGAAAUGCUCAAAUCUGCUGCCAGUGAUGCUAAGAAAAAGGAAGAUUUCGAGAAACUGGUGAAAGCAAGGACGGAUAAGCUGCUCUCUGAUGGUCCCCUAUUUGCCCCCCUUACUGUUGCCGAUGGCAACGGCACAGCUGCCGGCGGUGGAAACGCCUCGUCGACAUCUUCUUGCAGUUCCAUGCCGAACAGUGCUGACAGCGUCCCAGCGGCUGUUGUCAUCGCCUCCGCCAACGCCCGCCUCCUUCGAACCAUCGUCAACGAGAAGACCCGCCUUCUCCUCCAGUCUCCGGCCGUGCGUGAGACCCUGCGCUCGCGUCAACUGCUCCUAGAGAAUUAUAAACGACGCACGGAGCUGUUCGCCGUCCAAAUGAAUUCGACACGCAAUUGA